Rhodotorula graminis WP1 is the source of this 202-nucleotide messenger RNA. RefSeq lists its product as uncharacterized. The record is from RefSeq and is a predicted model, not a curated record. The annotation marks the transcript as partial. The transcript is spliced from 2 exons. NCBI's taxonomy places the organism in Eukaryota, Fungi, Basidiomycota, Microbotryomycetes, Sporidiobolales, Sporidiobolaceae.
AUGCACGCCUCGCUCUUCUUCACCGUCCUCGCCGCCGUCGCUCCCUUUGUUGCGGUCGCCGCUCCCGUCUCGAGCGCCGAGGGCCUCUCUACCCUCGAGGCUCGCGCCGUCUACAAGCCAUGCAAGGACACGUCGGUCUGCGGCGACAUGCGCAUCGUCUCCGACUCGCACCACGUCUGCAACAAGGGCGUCUGUGACUGGG